AUGUUAAAUUUUCAACUAUUUAUAAUAAUUGGAGCAAAUGUUGUGGCAACAGCAACAAAUAUAAAUUUGAAAUUAUUACCAUCUACAGCUAUACAAACUAAAGGCAACAACAGCAUCAACGGCCACCGCAAUAUUGAUGAUGAAGCAUUUGUACAAUUUUUGAAAUAUGUAAGCCAAGAGCAAAGUUUUACAACAAUUGUUAUAUUGACAAAUUGGCAAUAUGCAACAACAGCAGCAACUGCAACAACUUCUACCUGGCAACAACAUGACUAUUGCGUAAAUCUUAAAUAUUAUGUGGAAUAUUUCCAGCAUCACUUGGAGAAUCUACAGCAGCGGCAGCAUCAUGCUUUAAUACCCGUACUACUUUUGCAAUCCCAGCAGGCCGACUACAUGCUCCACAAGAAAUUCAACAGUGAAUUUGUAACGAUUAUUUGUAUACCACCUCUUCCAACAUUGCCACAGCGACAGGUCAUUACAAAGGUUAUACAGAAUCAUUUAUUACGUGCUCUUAGCAAAAAUCUCUUAUACUUACGUAAAAAUCGUGUCAUAUUCCGCAUGGAUUUUAGCAGACAUGAAGGUGAAAAUUUGCAAAAUAUUGAAAAGAUUUUAAAAUACUGUCACAUGGAACAAAUCAUAAAUAUUAUGAUCAUUUCUUAUCAAUUUCCCCACAACGAUACAGUUUAUUUUACAUAUGAAAAGUUUCCUAAAUUUAAAAUGACAAAACACAGCUGGCAUAAGGAGAAGCAAAUAUUUCCCAAUCAAUUAAUUAAUUUAAAGGGUUAUAAAAUGUCUACUCUACCCGAUCAAAUAGAACCCAGAUCGAUGGUGUAUAACGAUAGCCAAGGACAACAGCAAAUUUGUGGUUAUGUGGGUCAUUUUGUGCGCUACUUUGCCAAGGGACUUAAUGCCUCGCUGAUGUUGGCCCACGAAGUUAAGGAAGGUGUUCCCAUAUUCUAUUCCGAUAUUUUGAAAUUAACACGCAAUCAUACAUUGGAUAUACCCGCUUCAUUGACUGGUCCUAUUAAUGACACCGACUGGUCGGAAUUUUCCUAUCCCUUCGAAAUAGCCAACUGGUGUGUAAUGUUGCCCGUGGAAGCCGAAAUAUCAUUGGCCGAAAUAUUUUUAGCUGUUUUAAAUCCUUAUUUUCUAAGCAACCUUUUAAUACUCUUUAUAUUUUGCACUUUUCUAUUAAUUAUGGUUUUUAAACGAAUUUCCUCCUCUUAUCGUAUUUCUGUAUCGGAUAUUUUAAUCAAUGACAAGGCAUUUAGAGCAGUUUUGGGACAGGGCUUUCCAUUUAAUGAACAAAAACUCGACUAUUUUGUGGUUUACAUAUUUAUUUUACUAUUCUUUGCCGGUCUUGUGGUGGUCACUCUCUAUGGUGUAUUUUUGGGCAGCUUUAUGACUAGUCCACCCAAAACACCUCCCAUAAGAAGUUUUGCCGAUCUAGAGAAUUCUGGCAUUAAACUAUUCAUUUCUCAGCGGGAGUAUGGUUUCAUCUAUCCUUCUAGUUAUCUACAAUAUCCUCGACUCUUUCAUAUACUGGACUCUUACGAUGAAUUUGUGCGCAUACGCAAUACUUUAAAUACCAGCAAUGCUUAUGUUAUUACCUCCUCCAGUUGGCCUGUUUUUGCGGCUCAGCAGGAACUAUUCUCUCGUCAACUGUUUCGCUAUACCACCGAUUUAUGUUUCAGCCGUUAUCUUCAUUUUUAUUUCAUUUUACCCAUGCAUUCGGUUUUUCGAGAACCUUUACAAUUGUUGACUUUAAAGGCAUAUUCGUCUGGUUUGUUUUUCCAUUGGUUUGAGUCGAGUUUUAAUGAAAUGGUUUUAUUGGGCCGGAUGUCCUUUACCGAUAUUACUGAACCGCGUCAGUUGAUGCCAAUUGCUGUAGCUGAUUUGAAGAUAAUUUUUGUGGGUUUUUGUAUUUUGUUAGUGGCAAGUGUGGGCAUUUUUAUUGUGGAAAUUUUUGUAUAUCGUAUUGGGAUGUAA
Calliphora vicina (urban bluebottle blowfly) is the source of this 1986-nucleotide messenger RNA. RefSeq lists its product as uncharacterized. The coding region runs from base 1 to 1986 and encodes 661 amino acids. The transcript has a single exon. NCBI's taxonomy places the organism in Eukaryota, Metazoa, Arthropoda, Insecta, Diptera, Calliphoridae. The record is from RefSeq and is a predicted model, not a curated record.